UGUGAAUCAACCAUUUGAUCUCAUUUAUUCAUCUCUUCUAUCCGAUUCCUUCUUCUUUCUCUUUCUAGUUUCAAUCUACCUUCCCAAACAUGUCUUCAAGUUGUACUGUGGAUUCUUGCAUGGUAGAGGGCAGUGACGGUGUGAGUCUACGAACCAGAGUUUUCAAACCCAUGGAAGAGAUCAAAGACAAUCUUGUCGCAGUUCUAAUCCAUCCAUAUUCCGUAUUGGGUGGAUGUCAAGGCCUUUUGAGAGGGAUUGCUUCUGGAUUAGCCUCUCAGGGUUACAGGGCUGUGACAUUCGACAUGAGAGGGGUUGGGAGAUCAACUGGAAGAGCUUCUCUUACUGGAUUUCAAGAGAUCAAAGAUGUUGUUUCUGUUUGCAAUUGGGUUUUGGAUAACCUUUCAACUGAUCGGAUCUUAUUGGUGGGUUCUUCUGCUGGUGCACCAAUAGCUGGUUCAGCAAUUGAUCAAGUGGAACAAGUAGUUGCCUUUGUGAGUAUAGGAUAUCCCUUUGGUUUCAUGGCUUCAAUCCUUUUUGGACGACACCACAAAGCCAUAUUGCAGUCUCCAAAACCAAAAUUCUUCGUAAUGGGAACCCGCGAUGGAUUCACCAGUGUGAAGCAGCUACAAGGAAAAUUGAGUGCAGCCAAAGGGCGGGUUGAAACCUAUCUAAUAGAAGGAGCCAGUCAUUUCCAGAUGGAAGGACCUGCUUUUGAUGAUCAAAUGGUAGGUCUUAUUCUGACUUUUAUAGCAUCUUUGUAGAUAUCAUCCAUCGAAUUACUCUAUUAGCUAGUCAUUCAUUUGUGUAUCUGUUUGUACCUUGGACACCCCUAAUAUUAAUAAGUGUUUCUGUUUUGUUGUGUA
Molecule: messenger RNA, 863 nt
Organism: Impatiens glandulifera
Lineage: Eukaryota; Viridiplantae; Streptophyta; Magnoliopsida; Ericales; Balsaminaceae
Exons: 2
Coding region: 90-761 (223 amino acids)
Molecular function (GO): hydrolase activity
Source: RefSeq, a predicted model, not a curated record